AUGUCAUUUCUACAGGGAACAAGUCUGUGGAUACGGCGAGGAAUGGGCGGAUCGAGCAAAUACCUCACACGACCACUCGCAUCUACGUCGACGCAGAUUCUAGCUGUAACAUCAAGGCCGAACUCGACAACGAGAAGCCCAAAGCCGCCGCUUAGAAGGAUACGUGGUGUGCCUGCAGAUCAAGGAGGACUCGAAUUUGAAGACAUUGUCGAAGCUCGAGUGGUCAGACCGCCGCAAUUGAAUAAAGCGCUCGACAAUGAUUUCACGGAAGGAAUUGAUCAGACAUCACUGGCAUUAGCGUUAGAUGAAUUUGCGAGACGGCCGAUCGUUCGACAAUUGGCCGCCGAUCAUGGACUUGGACAAAAACUAUUUAUAAAGGCUUUCUACUCUUUCAAACAAUAUUGUGUGGCGCAAAAUGCUGUCCUCGAACCGGCACUUCUUGUCACAUUUCAUGAUAUCAUCAAAAGAAAUCAUGACGUUGAUCGGUUAUACGAGUUUUUCUUGAAUCAUGCAAAGAAGGUUUUCCCACACAUUGAAGCGAUGAAUGAAUUAAAGAUGAUCUCCGAUUUGACACAACCACAUAAUUGGUAUCCAGAUGCUCGCACAAUACAACGGAAGAUCAUCUUUCAUGCUGGACCAACGAAUUCUGGGAAAACGCAUAAUGCAUUGAAGAGAUUUCGUGAAGCCAAAUCCGGAGUCUAUUGUGGACCAUUGAAGUUGUUGGCGGCUGAGGCAUUUAUAAGAACGAAUGAACUUGGAGUGAAAUGUGACAUGGUGACAGGAGAGGAGAGAAGAUUUGCUGUAGAUUCUUUUCAUCCAUCUACUCAUCUCUCGUCAACUGUCGAGAUGCUUUCAACAACUAUGAGAGUUGAGGUGGCAGUGAUCGACGAGAUUCAAAUGCUUCGCGACGAGCAACGAGGAUGGGCAUGGACAAGAGCUCUGCUUGGGGUGGCUGCUGAUGAGGUCCAUUUAUGCGGAGAGCCGGCCGCUAUCGACAUGGUACGGAAAUUGAUCGAACCAAUUGGGGAAACUGUUGAGGUCUUUGAAUACGAGAGAAAAUCGCCAUUGAAUAUCAGCAAAGAAGGCUUGAGAAGUUUCGAUCGGGUUGAACCAGGGGAUGCGAUUGUGUGUUUUUCAAAGAAAGUAAUCUAUUCGAUAACAAGACAACUCGAAAAGCUUGGAAUCAAGCCAGCUGUAAUCUAUGGAGAUUUACCACCUGGAGCCAAACUUUCACAAGCCGCUCGCUUCAAUGAUCCCGACGAUCCGUGCAAUGUUUUGGUUAGUACGGAUGCUAUUGGAAUGGGACUCAAUUUGAACAUAAAACGAGUUGUUUUUGCCGGAUUGACAAGAAGAUCUGAACUCAUCCCCAACUAUCAAGCGUUGCAAAUUGGUGGCCGAGCUGGCAGAUUCGGAACUCAAUACGCAGAAGGUGUGGUGACUACAUUUCGACAAGAAGAUAUCGGCACUCUCAGGGACAUUUUGGGGAAACCGGUUCCACCAAUCGAAAUCGUGGGAAUCUCGCCAACUUAUGAGCAAAUCGAAACGUUCUCCUUUCAUUUACCUCAAGCAUCAUUUGUCACUUUGUUGGAUCUCUUUGUUUCUGUGUGUAGCGUCUCUGAUCAUUUCUUCAUUUGUUCCACUGUGAAACAGAUGCGACAUUUUGCCGAACUCAUUGAUAGAGUCGCUUUGCCACUAAAGGUUCGUUACACUUUCUGCAUUUGUCCGCUGAAUGUGGAGGACAAGAAAAAAGAGGCUGCUUUCGUAAAAAUGGCAAAUCGUUUCUCAUCGGGUCAACUUCUCACCUAUGAUUGGAUGAUGGAUACGGUGAUGGGAUGUGAGGAAUGGCCACCUGCAAUACCAAAAACUUUGGCCGAAUUGGAGGAACUUGAAGAUUUGUACGAGAUCAUUGACACAUAUUUGUGGCUCUCGUUGCGAUUCCCGGAUAUGAUGCCCGAUGAAGAGGCGAUGCGAACGGCUAAUGGACAAUUGGAUAAGGUCAUUCAAGUCGGAGUUGAGAACAUUGUCGACCUGUUUGCGGCACAAGGAAAAGAGGGUUCUGAACAAGCCAAGUUGCGGGAGAAACAACAAACGGCGAAAGACAAAGAAGAAUGGGAGAAGUUACAAAAAGAACAAGCCGAUGUUAAUGAUCUGAAAUUACCAUCAAAAAGAAAAGGAAAAAGAAGAUCGAUUCUCGAUAAAGCUCGUGGCGUGCUAACAGAAGAAGAGCUCAAAAUACUCAAAGAAGCCCUUGGAAAAGAUGAUGAUGAAAAA
Mesorhabditis belari is the source of this 2271-nucleotide messenger RNA. Lineage: Eukaryota; Metazoa; Nematoda; Chromadorea; Rhabditida; Rhabditidae. The record is from the annotation of a GenBank genome assembly.